This is a messenger RNA of Tribolium castaneum (red flour beetle), 2423 nucleotides long. RefSeq lists its product as uncharacterized. Bases 249 to 2165 code for a protein of 638 amino acids. The record is from RefSeq and is a predicted model, not a curated record. NCBI's taxonomy places the organism in Eukaryota, Metazoa, Arthropoda, Insecta, Coleoptera, Tenebrionidae. Gene Ontology annotation, molecular function: zinc ion binding; ubiquitin protein ligase activity; protein binding. The transcript has 8 exons.
UCUGCCACAAUUUUAUUUUUAAAACCCUCCUUAACGGGGUCAAGUUCAGCACUGUUUUGGGUCUAACACCGAACCGAAAUUCACUUUGACAGUCGGAAAAUAUUAGAUGCAGAUGUUCGUGCAAAUGGGCCGCGAAACUGUCGCUAAAGCCAGUUUUUAAUUCUCAGUCAAGUGUUAAUAAACUCAAGUCAACCCUCUAUCAAUAACUCUAUUUCUAGAUUUAAGUGCGCUGGAACUCUGAGCUUAUUAUGUUGGAACUAGACAGAAUGUCGUAUAUUUUCGGAAGCUUCGCUCGCCGCCGCCAAAGCCAGGAGGUGUCUUCGGCCAAACGGCGUUCAAUCGAGCCCAAAAUCAGCCACGACCGCUCCAAGUCCACCCCCCACACCCCCAAGAAAGCCGCCCCCGGCAGCCCCCGCGCCAAGAGCAUCUGCAACGUGGUCGUGGACGACGCCAAGUUCAAAUGCCCGAUGUGUCGCCGAUUGUUCGCGGAGCCCAAGGUUCUGCCCUGCCUCCACACCUUCUGCCUCCGAUGUCUGCAGGAACUGGAGGCCAACGACUACUCGAAUUGGGCCGGAGACGACUCUGACGAAUCUGCCAACACCUCUGAGUCGCGCAAAGGCUCGGGUUCCGGUGGCUCCGGUUAUGUGAGCGACAAAAACAACCGCAGCUGUUCCCCCACGCCUGUCAAGCGGAUUUGUUGCCCCACGUGUGGGGCACGAGCGGAAGUGCCUUUCGGGGGUGUGACCUGCUACCCUCCCAACUACCUCCUCCAGCACCGGAUGGUCUUGGCCACACUCAACGCUCAAAGCACCCAUCUUCUCUGUGAUCUUUGCACUUCCGACGUUUCGGCGACAGCCCGAUGCAUGGACUGUGCUUUAAGUUUUUGUGACCACUGUGAAGAGGUGCAUCUGCGACAGAAGGCGGCGAAUGGUCACGAAGUUUUGUCGCUGGAGGAAGCCAGAAGGAAAGGGAUUACGAAGGUGCGGAGGCAAAUCAUGUGUGUGAAGCACCCGGAGCUCGAAUUGACGCUGUUUUGCUCCACCUGUUGCCAGGUAAUAUGUUCUGACUGCGCCCCCUUUUCCCACAAAGGCCACCCGUGCGAGCCCAUUUCCCGCGCCAUCAAGGCCCACCUCACCGACCUGCGGCUGGCCGCCUCCAGAGCCAAGUCCAUCGCGGAGCAAUCGGCUCUGGCAGCCAACCGCCUCCACGCCACCUCCAAGAAAAUCGAGACCCAGUGCAGUAAAGUCCAGAUGGAGAUCGAAGAAUUCAUCGACAAGUACAUCAAAUCCGUGGAGGAACAUCGCAAGAAGCUGCUGCAGCAGGUGAUUCAGACGCGCACCGAAAAACUGCAAGAGAUCGGGAAGUGCAAGACGAUGCUGCACAAGCGAGUGCGGGAAGCAAGAGACGUGGCGUUUUUCCUGGACGAAUUGUUGAGUGAUGGAACGGAUGUGGAAGUUAUGAGUUUCUUGAAACCGGUGAUGACUAAAAUUGAUAAGUGUGGGAAGCGGGAUGUCGGGAAAGUGACGGAUUUGAGUUUGACGGGGAGUUUGCUGUUUUUGCCGGAAGAGGUGGUGCAGUAUUCGCAGGACUGUUGCCCCUUGUAUGGGGUGGUCACCACGCAGACGGUGGCCCCCAGUCACUGUGUUAUCAGCACGGAAGGUUUGUCCAACUUACGUGUUGGCAAAAAGACGGACCUCCUCCUCGAGACCCGCGACCACACCGACACGAAACUGGACCGCGGAGGCGAGCAAGUCUCCGCCGAAAUCCGGUACCGGGACGCCGGAGUUUCCCGCUUCCUCCAGGUUGACAUCGAAGACCGUCGCGACGGCACUUACGCCAUCUCGUUCGUGCCCGACGUCGCCGGAAAACUCGUCUUCAGUAUCAGCAUCAAAGGCCAACCGAUCAAAGACAGUCCCUUUCCGAUCACCGUUCGGACGCUGAAACCACACCACGGAACGUUCCACUGCUGCAGCUUCUGCUCCAGCGGUGGCAGCAAAGAGGCGACGUGUGGGUGCGAGGGCAGGAUGCCGGGAGGGUACAAAGGCUGCGGUCAUGGACACGAGGGGCAUCCGGGGCGCAGGCACUGGUCCUGCUGCGGAAACGUCCUGGAGCAUUCGGAGUGCUCGAAGCCGGGGAAUCACUCGCAUUAUCAGUUUACUUUGUAGAAGGCGCAAGUAUCGUGCAGAAUUGCCCGGAAUGGCCCAACAAAGAUGGAUGGACUCGUCAAGUUUUGUUAAAGAUGCGGCAAAACAGACUAUUACUUUUUAGUUAGUAACUAUGACAUGUAAUUUAUUUUUUCUGUGUUAAAAUUUAGUCAAAUUUUUUGAUUAAUUAUCGUGACUCAUUCCGCAAAAGUGGUCUGUUUUAAUGUACGUUGUAUGUAUUAUUUUGUGGAUAAUAAAACGCAAGUUGUUCGAAAAAUA